CCCAUAUAUAACCACCGCUUCAAACACCAUCAUCUUCUCACAAUCUUUUACAUACAUAUGUAUACGUAUAUUUCCAAGAUUCUUCCUCCAUCUUCCCCACUUUGAUUCGUCGUUCUAAAAAGUAACGAAAAGGAGAACCCUUUUCCGUUCAUUUCUUCCUCUUUCUAUCUCUCUUUUUGUAUAAAUUAAACCCGCCUCUUGCUUUGCUUUGGAUUCUCUAUUCUCAUGUUCUUCAUUGAGGAUAUAUUGCCGCUGUUCCGACUUGAUCGUUUUGGAUCAAACAGUACGCUUUUCCGAGAGUCCUUUUCGCAAACGAUAAUCGAUUCAAUGAGCAACACAAGCUGCCAAUCCUCUGAGCUAGAGGCUUGUCGUGAUGAACCAGCGGCGUUGCAGUUAAAGCUCAUAGCCAUAGCCUCGAUCCUCCUCGCCGGAGUAGUCGGCGUCGGUAUCCCACUCAUCGGCAAGCACCGUAAGUUCCUCCGUACAGACGGUAGCCUCUUCGUCUCCGCAAAGGCCUUCGCGGCCGGCGUGAUCCUCGCCACCGGCUUCGUCCACAUGCUUGCUGGUGGUACCAAAGCUCUCACGGAUCCUUGCUUGCCAAAAUUCCCUUGGUCCAAAUUCCCAUUCCCUGGUUUCUUCGCGAUGAUUGCAUCUUUAGUCACUCUGCUUGUUGAUUUUAUGGGGACUCAGUACUAUGAGAGGAAACAAGGUAUUGGUCGAGCAAGUACUGAAGAACAGGCUCGGGUCGGAUCGUUGGAUCCGGAUUCAGACACCGGGAUUGUACUAGUUGUGGAUAACAAGGAUGGAGCUAGGAAAGUUUUUGGGGAAGAAGAGGGUGGGGGAAUGCACAUCGUGGGGAUGCAUGCGCAUGCAGCACAUCACAGGCAUAGUCAUCCACAUGGACAAGAUGGAUGUGAUGGAUUGCUAAAGAAGCGUCCACAUGAUCAUGAUGAUGGACAUGGACAUGGACAUGGUCAUGGUCAUGGUCAUGGGGACGAUGAUAGUAGCGUAAGGCACGUCGUGGUUUCCCAGAUUUUGGAGCUUGGAAUUGUUUCGCACUCGGUCAUCAUAGGCCUAUCACUGGGUGUUUCCCAGAGUCCAUGCACAAUAAGACCUCUAAUCGCGGCAUUAUCGUUUCAUCAAUUCUUUGAAGGAUUUGCCCUCGGAGGCUGCAUCGCCCAAGCACAAUUCAAAAACCUAUCAGCCACAAUCAUGGCAUGUUUCUUCGCCACAACGACUCCGGCCGGAAUCGGCAUCGGGAUUGGCGUCGCUUCGUUCUACAACCCUUACAGCCCGGCAGCUCUGGUUACCGAAGGCAUCCUAGACUCUUUGUCAGCCGGCAUCCUAGUUUACAUGGCAUUAGUGGAUCUAAUUGCUGCUGAUUUUCUGAGUAAGAGGAUGAGCUGCAAUUUUAGACUUCAAGUAGUAUCUUACUUCAUGCUGUUCCUAGGAGCUGGUUUGAUGGCUGCCCUUGCCAUCUGGGCCUAAAAGAAGUAACUACAGAGAAGACUGUUGUUUAUUAGUUCUUUCAUUUGGGCAUUUAGUGUUGCAAUUCAA
Molecule: messenger RNA, 1557 nt
Organism: Hibiscus syriacus
Lineage: Eukaryota; Viridiplantae; Streptophyta; Magnoliopsida; Malvales; Malvaceae
Product: zinc transporter 4, chloroplastic-like
Exons: 4
Coding region: 226-1488 (420 amino acids)
Biological process (GO): zinc ion transmembrane transport
Cellular component (GO): plasma membrane
Molecular function (GO): zinc ion transmembrane transporter activity
Source: RefSeq, a predicted model, not a curated record